Erigeron canadensis is the source of this 1974-nucleotide messenger RNA. RefSeq names its product probable disease resistance protein RF9. The coding region runs from base 1 to 1974 and encodes 657 amino acids. The transcript has 3 exons. NCBI's taxonomy places the organism in Eukaryota, Viridiplantae, Streptophyta, Magnoliopsida, Asterales, Asteraceae. The record is from RefSeq and is a predicted model, not a curated record.
AUGAAUUUUACUCCGUUAUUGAACAAGUUGCCUUUGGGGAUUGGUGGGUUGACGAGUCUACAAACAUUAUCCAAGGUUAUCAUCGAAGAAGGUAAUGGUUUUAAAAUAUCUGAGCUUAAGGGACUCUCAGAUCUCCAAGGCGGGCUUUCCAUCCAGUGCUUGGAGAAAGUGAUACAACCAACAGAAGCAAACGAUGCAAAGUUACAACAAAAAACAGGUCUUUAUGAACUGAAUAUGAGAUGGAGUGAUGUUUUCGAUGGUUUUCGGGAUCCAGCUAUUGAAUAUGAGGUACUUGAAAGGCUAAGGGCUCCCUCGAAGCUGAAAAUACUGAGCAUUUCAUUCUACGGUGGUAUGAAAUUUCCUGGUUGGGUUGGGAAUCCCACAUCAUCAUUUGAUCAUUUAACAGAGCUUACGUUAACUGGCUGUGAAAACUGCACAGAAUUACCAACGCUUGGGCAUCUAAGUUCACUUCGGAAUUUGUAUUUGAGCAACAUGAAAGCGGUGCAGACUGUGGGUAUUGAGUUACUAGCACAUACUAAACCUUUUCAUGGCGAUGCAUUUCCUUCACUUGAAUCCUUGGAAGUUGAGGAUAUGCAAUGUCUGGAGAAAUGGUCGACCAGUGGUGGUGACGGUGUCGAGACUCCUCGAUCAUUUCUUAGACUUCGUGAAAUUUCAAUUAAAAGGUGUCCGAAACUUGAUAAGGUAUCAUUUGGAUUGGUACCAUCACUUGAGAAAUUAACUGUAGAAGGAUGUCCUGAAGUAGUGUUGAGAGACUUGGUUGGUGGGUCUUCAUCAAUCCGUACAUUGAAGUUGGAUGCAAUUAAAGGGCUGACUCAACUGGACAGAGAAAUCUUAAAACAUUUUGGGGCAGUAGAAGAUCUCACCAUCUGGAAUUGUGAUGAAUUGAGAUACUUGUGGGAAUCGGAAUCGGAAGAUUGCAGGUAUCUUGGGAGUUUACAAAAGUUGUAUGUAUAUCACUGUCCAAAGUUGGAAUCAAUUAAUAAGGGAGAGAAAGAGGUGGUUCAUGUGGGGAGUAGCAUCAUUACGGGAUCAAUUAAUUGUGAUGCACUGGAGAUUUACUGUUGUCCAAAUAGUGUUGAGAGUUUGCAGAUACAACGUUGUGAUUCAAUAACAUCAUUAAGUUUCUCUAAUUUCCAAUCAUCCUCAUCCUCUAAUUUGAAGUUUCUUACGAUUGGAAAUUGCAAGAAUAUAAAGUCAAUUUCUCAGGAGCAAAGUCUCACAUCUUUGGAAGAGAUGGUGAUAUAUAAAUGUCCAAACAUGGAUGAUUCAUUUCCAUCAUGUGGCUUGUUAUGGCCUCCUAAUCUGAAGCGUCUAAGAAUAGGGGAAUUAAAGAAGCCACUGUCAGAGUGGGGGCUUCAAAAUUACCCUUCCUCACUUGUUGAAUUAGCCUUACAUGGCAUAGAUUCAGGAGUGGUUUCAUUUGGAAUAAUAAUGGAAGAAAAACAAGAUCAUAAUAAUAGGACCAGUUCAGCAUGUUUUCUUCUUCCACCAUCUCUAACUUCUCUAAAAAUCUAUAAUUUUGAGGAAGUGGAAUCAGUUUCAGAGGUCUCACAACACCUCCCUCACCUUCAACAUCUUUGGAUUUGGGGCUGCCCGAAGCUUAGAGAUGUGCCACAGACAACUUCAUCUUUGAAAGUAGCGUGCUUGGAUACAAAGGGGCUUCCUGGAAGAAUUGAUCAUUGUAGUCCCUUGCUUUUUGAAGGUUUCAUGGGCGUCGUCGCUCUCAAUGCUGCUACUUUAAGUGGGUUAAACAAGAAUCUAACAUUUCAAGAUCACAAGACUACAAAAUCUUUGAUCAUGGCAGCAGACUCCGUGUUCAUGUCAUUUUGUCGGGUCAGGGUACUGGCUUGUUGUUUGCAUUCCCAUCUUGCACCUUGUAAGAUUGGAUGGAUGGAUGUUCUCAUGUCUCCCUAUAAAUUAGCUGUUACAGUAUUACUGAAUGUCUUGGUUUAA